Messenger RNA from Aspergillus puulaauensis, 1074 nucleotides. RefSeq lists its product as uncharacterized. The record is from RefSeq and is a predicted model, not a curated record. The coding region runs from base 1 to 1074 and encodes 357 amino acids. The transcript is spliced from 2 exons. Lineage: Eukaryota; Fungi; Ascomycota; Eurotiomycetes; Eurotiales; Aspergillaceae.
AUGAACCUCCGCACACUGUUUAGCAAGCAAUCCACCAACAAAUCCCUUGUCUAUGGCUUGGACCAUGCAAUCCUCAACACCCCAAUCCCGCCGCCAUCCAUGUGGAUGAAUCUCGGCUACUGGAAGGAUACAUCUGACUUCCCGACUGCCUGCGCGGCACUACUAGAUCAGGUCCUGAUUACAGCUUCGCUGAUUGACGAGGAUGGACACGCGAAAGCGCAUCUAGCUCAGAAGAAGCUCCGUCUGUUGGACGUGGGCAUUGGAUGCGGAGACCAGUCCCUGAGGAUACUGGGAUAUAAGAAACGGGAUGGAAAGAGUUCAACAACUGGAGUGACAGAAAAGGGCGUCGACGAGUCGAAGGCACCGCUGUUCGAGUCCUAUGUUGGCGUUACCUCUCUCCCUGUCCAGGCUGAGUUGGCGUCGCAGCGGAUCGAGCACCAUCUCUCUUCUCCAUCUUCCUCUGACAAGGAGAAGGUAGAACGCGACAACACCAAACCAAACUCAAGGGCUCAGAUCUUCUGCGCCGACGCCGCAAACCCAUCAUCCUGGCCAUCGGAACUCCAUACCUCUCUCGGUCCAUUCCAAACCGAAACCGAAACCCAAACCCAAGAUGGGAAAGAAGGCGAAACAGAAAACUGGCUCCUAGCCCUUGACACGCUCUACCACUUCCACCCCUCGCGCACCCCGCUCUUCAAAUACACCUACUCAACCCUCCACGCCAGCAUCAUGACCUUCGACCUCCUCCUCCCCUCUUCCCCGCGUCUAUCCCUCUGGACGCGUCUCCUCCUGCGUCUCCUCUGCCUCUUCAGCGGGACACCUUACUCCAAUUUCCACACAGAGGAGGAAUACACCGCGCUCCUUGUUGCUGCGGGGUAUGAUAUUGGGAAGAUUGUGUUCAGGGAUAUCUCGGAGGAUGUGUUUGCGGGUAUUGCGGGGUUUUGUCAGCGAAGGGGUGAGGUGGUGAGUGCGUAUGGCAUGGGGAAAAUGGGGAAGUUUAAGGGGGCGGGGAGGAUGUUUGGGUGGUGGGCUAGGACGGGGGUUGUUAGGGGGGUUGUUGUUGUUGCGAGGGUUUGA